Messenger RNA from Tribolium madens (black flour beetle), 799 nucleotides. Its product is annotated as thiosulfate sulfurtransferase/rhodanese-like domain-containing protein 3. Lineage: Eukaryota; Metazoa; Arthropoda; Insecta; Coleoptera; Tenebrionidae. The coding region runs from base 404 to 748 and encodes 114 amino acids. The record is from RefSeq and is a predicted model, not a curated record. Gene Ontology annotation, cellular component: mitochondrion. Gene Ontology annotation, molecular function: thiosulfate-cyanide sulfurtransferase activity. The transcript has 3 exons.
UAAUUGACCAUACAUUUGCAUACAAUUAUGAACAAUUAUUACGGUUGAUUUAUAUGUAAUGAAGUGACUCAGUUGUGUGAGUAUUCGAAAAAAAAAAUAAAAAAACAGAUUGUCAUUACCAACAACAAAAAAUCAAAAACGGACCAAAUCAAUAAAUUCAAAUUUCGCACAUUUUUCGACAAUGAACAUGUUUUGAAGAGACUGGGAUCGAUUCAGGCCGUAAUCUUUUGUAACGAGUUUGUUUGAGAAUCGAAAACAUUUUCUCCACCUAGAGUCCAUUUCAGCCUCGUAAAAAUUCCUCUUACUCGCGCGCCCUCUACGUCAAUUGCAUCUAAGUGCCUAAACGUCAUAAAUAUCAAAUAUAACUUACAACGUAUUUGUAAAUUCAUUCAGAAAUCAAAUUAUGUCAGACGAGGUAACUUUUGAUUACGUUAAAAGCCUAAAAGACAACAAACAGGUUCUUCUAAUUGACGUAAGGGACCCUUCGGAAUUAGCACAAACAGGUAGCAUACCUGGGAGCAUCAAUAUACCUUUGGCUACUUUAAAAGAAACACUACAAGACACAAGUGAAGAUCAGUUUCGUCAAAUUUUCAAAAGAGAAAAGCCUACAGACCUUACUCCUAUAGUUUUCUCUUGUCAAUCGGGGCGUCGAAGCCAGAAUGCAUUAGAUUUGGCAAAAAAAAUGGGAUAUGUGAACGCCAAACAUUUUCCUGGUGGUUGGACCGGUUGGGUACAACAAAAUAAAUGAAAGUAUUACAAAAAACACACUUUAUUUAUGUAGAGUAAAUGCUAGUUCUAA